Hydatigera taeniaeformis is the source of this 1428-nucleotide messenger RNA. NCBI's taxonomy places the organism in Eukaryota, Metazoa, Platyhelminthes, Cestoda, Cyclophyllidea, Taeniidae. The record is from the annotation of a GenBank genome assembly.
GCUCUGUCGAACUUCACCCUCUUUCGAGAGAUUCUCUUCCAAUUGCUAAACCAAACCUUGAGUUGGCCUAUCAAUAGUGAAUUGGAUUACGCCACGGACUCGGAAGAUGAGGAGAUUACUUUCAGUCACGCACGUAAGGAUCUCAUCCGCCAAAAGUCGACGCGUUGGAAGUCGACAGGUCGCAUGGGGGUACAGAUGAAGCGCACACGCCAUGAGAUCAGUCACAAGUCGGCACAGGACGAAAUGAGACGUAGUCACAGACGCCUCUGGAUGCACAUUGCCGGCAUUCUCACCUGUGGUCGUCUUCCUAAGUCCCAGAGGGCCGCUGUUGUCCGCCACAUUCGUCAGUUUGCACCUCCGCGGUCUUUACGGUUCUGCGAAGAUAGAGUUGUUACGGCUCCUGCCAUAACCAGGACCUAUCCGCCAUCUCUGCUAGAGUGGCGAGUAAACUACACGGGAACGAACAUGGCUCUCUAUCUCACCUAUCCCGAUGGCACUACUGCUAACAUACAUACAGUCUGCUUCACCAGAGCAGACGAACUUGCCAAUCAGGCCAUCAGUUUGAAAGCUAAGACAGCACGUCUGGGUCGUGGAUGGACGGUGAAUUUUUACCGCAAAGGCGGAGUGAUUGAGCCGAGCGGGCAUAGGUAUGUGAUGGAUAUGCUGAGCGCCACGGAGCUUCCUUCUGACUGGUUUGCACUCUCGGGCCUUGGUUACGACCAAAACUUCCUGGCCACCACGAUGGACCCCUCGGAGUAUGCUCUUGGUCCGCCGUUCGUUGGCACUCUCCGCGACAACGAUGCAUACAAGUCCGCGCGAAACUUUGAUCGAAGUGUACAGAUGCGUUACCCAUCUCUUGACAGACGGCGUCAUCAAAUGAAUGGGAGCGCGGCGAGACCGCCCAUCAGUAGCACCGGUGGAGAGGGCUCUUGGUCUCGAAAAGUGAGUGAUACCUUGGCGUCCUCCACCCACGGCAUGAGCGAUACUGCACAGCAACCGCAACUAACGCGUAACAUCUCGGCGGCAGCGAGAGAGGCGGGUUGGCUGCAAGCCGUGAGGAAGAUGGCUGCUAAGCGCUACGAUCCGCCGAAGCAGCGCAUGAGCAUUCGACGGAAACGCAGUGUUAAGGGUAGUGCUGGGAGCGGCGGUGGGAGUGGUGGACUCUCGAAAGUGAAGCUGCCGAGGGCGGCCAGUGUGGCAGCACUGGAUGAGGACGAAGGUGUAACAGUGCAAGCCGACGCCUCUGCACCUCCUGGUCCACCUAUUGGUUUACCUGGCGCCGCCGGCACCUUGACCGGAUACCCCCCACACGAGAUGCGCUACUUCACCUAUAAGCACGCCCGGUGGUCUCUACGUGUUCGGAAGGAGCUUAGCAAUGCCAUUAUCUUCCAGUAUUGUGAAAUUGGGUUGCAAACACUUCCAGGGUAG